Neurospora tetrasperma FGSC 2508 is the source of this 2403-nucleotide messenger RNA. RefSeq lists its product as uncharacterized. Gene Ontology annotation, biological process: cell-cell adhesion. The transcript is spliced from 4 exons. NCBI's taxonomy places the organism in Eukaryota, Fungi, Ascomycota, Sordariomycetes, Sordariales, Sordariaceae. The record is from RefSeq and is a predicted model, not a curated record. Gene Ontology annotation, molecular function: myosin binding. Bases 1 to 2019 code for a protein of 672 amino acids. Gene Ontology annotation, cellular component: plasma membrane.
AUGGAGACCGUAAUUCAGGAUUGUGAGCCUCUUGCCAAUUAUCUCAAGGAUCAAGGCGAAGAAACACGCAACAAUGACUGGUCAACACCGCCAGCCUCCGAGUCCGACCACAAUGGCCAAUUCCACGAUGCCCACGAUGACCGCCUCUCCGAACACAGCAUCUCACCCCCCUCCUCUCCCAACUUCGCUCCCGUAGGCCGCCCCAUGGUCCGCAAGCGGUUCCGAAAGAACGCCCCCGAGCCAAUACAACUCGAGAUCCCACACCGCAUGAAGCGAUACAGCUCGCUCGGCUCGCUACAUGACUCCUAUUCUGUAAGGAUCUUUUACGCUCAAAUCAUAGGGGCCAUGUGUGUUGAACUAAUGACGUUUGUUCGUGGUGAAAAGAAGGCCGUAACAGCGAGGAUAGACCGCGCCGACAACCAAAAAUUCAUCGAGCAGUUUCGAUAUACGAUCGUCGCCUCGCAGUUGUUGAGUGGACACUCGGUUGCUGGACUUAAUCACUUUUACCGAAAUCAAGAUGCCGAUGCUUCGAAAGAGCAAAAUAACGAUGUCGUACUACCGAACUCGACGGGGCUGAUAGCGACGGCUGCGGGAGCGUUGGUGGUGGCGUUGGGGAUAAGGUGGCUGUGCUUGGGAGGAUAUGCUCGUCUGACCAAAAAGGGGGUGCUGGUUGCUGUCGUGAUUGCCGUUGCGGUGGGAUUGGUGGCGCACUUUUAUAUCCGGAAGCAGUGGCUGAGAUAUGUGCGGAACAAGGCGCUGGCGGAGGUUGCUACUUUUGUGGCGAAGAGUCAGGAUUGGGAUAGUGCUACUAGUGCGGCGCUGUCGUUGAUUCAGGAGGUUGAGUUGGUGUCGAGGGGGUAUAGGCUGAGCGCACCACUACCGCCUAUCAGCAGAAUCGAAGACCGAAGCCAAACGAGACGAUGCGGACGCCUGCGCAAAGCUCUCAAGCAGCGGUUUGCCGAUAUGAUCAAGAGCUACAUCCAAGUGACAACAGCCGUGAAGGGACUUUCGGAACAGUUGGAUCUGGAAAAGUACUACGACGUUUACGACAUUACCGACUUUGACGUUUCCGAUGCAAUGCAAGGGUUUCCGGAGGUCGCAACGGAUGAGGCGGAGUCGUUACGGGUGCUCAAGAUUGCCGCUGCUCGGUUCCAUACCAUCCGCAAGCUGCUCCUCUGCGCUUUGCUUGCGUUCGAGGCUACGGGAGACAACAGCGACUUUGUGCGUUGGUCGACGGCGGCCCAGUGUCUCAGCCAGCUGAGCAGUCUGACAGGUGAUUGCUACGAGAGGCUUCGUCUCAUCUUGAGCGAUGAAGAGAGCUUCCCCGCCAUCCCCGAAACCAAGUUCCCUCUUUCCCCCAACCGCGAGAAACGCCGAACGCAAUUCCGCAAGCUCAACUCUCUAUCGACGGGCAUCCGCGGUCUCCAAGCCAAGCUGGCACUGUUGCGUGAAGAAUCCGAGAAAGCACUCAACGAAGCCGACGAUAUCUCUGAAGUUGGUCUCGACCUCAUGUCGCAAUACGAGUCUAUCGGCCAGGACCUCAAGAUGCUGCAGCAAGCUUGGGAGGAUGGCAAGGCUGCGCUAGCCUCAGGAAUCGACCGCAACGAGAAACGUAUUUCGUCUAUGAGCAUGUUGUACUCGCCUGCUACCUCUCUGAGCGGGUUGACCACUGUCGGCGAAGAGAACGAAACCGGUGGCGGAGCGGAGGAUGCGCUGAAAGCGCUCACCGGGGAGACGUCUCCCACACGAAACUCUUCGCCAAGUCCCAACGAGCCGGAUGUGUUUGAGGCGGUUGCGCUAUCGGCUCGGCCAAGAAGUAUGCUGACCAGGGAAGAGAGGUUGGUGAAAAUGAAGGAGGAGAGAGAGACGAGGGCAAUGCAGAGGGAGAAGGCAGAAGCGAGUAGGGGCAUGUUGAAGGAGUUGGAGAUGGUGAUUAAUUUGAGGCCGAAGAGACAUACAACCAUGGGGCCAGGCGGGGGAAACGGAAGGAGUGCGGCGCCGACGAGGAUCUCUUUAUGACGACAGACAAACUCUGCGGCAUUCUCUUUUUUUUCUUCGGGGUUUCUUUCUUUGACCAUUAUAUUCUUGCAUGGCAUCAUGGCAGUGCGCGCAGACAAAAGAGAGGGGCGAACAAGAACAACAACAACGAGAAGGCCAGCUUGCCAGUUUUCUUCAACAGCAACAACAACAACAACCUUGGGUAGAAAGGCGUUUUGACGGAUACACAGACCAUGGGAAUAUUUGAAAGCUGGGGGCAGGCAAGCGAGCAAUGUGGGAUACAGAAUUUAACGGCGUUUACACACUUUCAUAUAGACGAUCUUGGGCGGGCAUUUUGCAACAAAUUCUUUUUUGAGUUGGGGGAGGGUGUAAGAUAGGUGAAUAAUGUAAUAAUCAAAAUAUAUU